AUGUCGUCGAAUGCUACUACUCCGGGUGGUGAGGCCUCAACGACUCCCGCCGCGACACCGGGCAGUUCCGCACCCGCGGAAACGAGUGCCGCCGCUGUCACCACUACUCCUCCGGCGGAAACCUCGCAGGCAGCGGCUCCUACCACUGCGCAACAAUCGACGACUCCCCAAACUUCGGCGGCAGCGGCGUCUACUACACCUCCACCCCCGCCACCGACAACUUCCCAGGCAGCAGCAGCACCAACUACUUCGCCGCCGCAGGAAACCCCGACUCCGACAACUCAACCGACUGAGACUCCGCAGCAACCGCAAACGACUCUCGUCGCAACUACAGUCAUCAUCACGCCAACCGAAGCAGGAGGUCAGACGAGUACCAUAUUCACCGUCAUCACUCAGACCAAGGGCGUUACACAGAGCGGAACCGCUGCCAGCUCGUCUGCUUCUGCAACAGCCUCGGGCGGUGCCAUCAACUCUGGUGGCAAGUCAAACAGUGGACUUGGCAAUGGGGGCACUAUCGCGGUUGCCGUUGUCGUGCCCAUUGCUGCUGUUGCCCUGCUCAUCUUGGCUGGCCUAUACUUCUGGAGGAAGAGAAAGCAGCGCAAGGAGGCCGAGGAGGAGCGACGAAAGGAGGUCGAGGACUACGCCUACAACCCGAACGCUGAUCCCACCAUCCCGUCUCUUGGCGAUGGCGGUUCGUACGAAAUGAAGGAAGAUGCAGGCUCAUCCGGAUACCGUGGCUGGGGUUCCACCACUCUCGCUGGCUCGACCGGACGUAAGGCGUCCACGACCAUGUCCGGAGGCAACACAGGUGCGGCAUACUCGGACACAACUUCACCAAGCCACGGAGGAACUGACACCCGUUCAGGAGAGCCUUUGAUUAACGAGGGCUCACACUCACCCGAUGGCGAGAUCCUCGGCGCCAUGGGCCCUUCAGCAUCCAUGAACCGCGGAGGCGGUGUCCAACGUGGACCUUCCAAUGCGUCAUCCUCCUACAGCGCCGGAAAUCACUCAGAUACCUCUGACGGAAUCGGCAUGGCGUACGGCGGCAGCGGUAGCAACGGUAACGGUAACGGCAACGGCAACACCAACGGUAAUGGCAACGGCAAUGGUUACUACGACCAGUACGCCAACAAUCCGUACUCUGACAGCUCUUACCCCAACCCAGCGACUGAGCUACCUGGCCAACCGGUCAUUCGCGACAACCCAGCCCGUCGCAACACUCGGAUCGAGAACCCUUCGCACUACCCUCAACAACAAAACGCUGGCAUUUCCCAGAACUUUUAG
Molecule: messenger RNA, 1284 nt
Organism: Colletotrichum orchidophilum
Lineage: Eukaryota; Fungi; Ascomycota; Sordariomycetes; Glomerellales; Glomerellaceae
Product: transmembrane alpha-helix domain-containing protein
Exons: 1
Coding region: 1-1284 (427 amino acids)
Source: RefSeq, a predicted model, not a curated record